This is a messenger RNA of Cyclopterus lumpus (lumpfish), 1083 nucleotides long. Its product is annotated as gap junction alpha-3 protein-like. NCBI's taxonomy places the organism in Eukaryota, Metazoa, Chordata, Actinopteri, Perciformes, Cyclopteridae. The record is from RefSeq and is a predicted model, not a curated record. The coding region runs from base 1 to 1083 and encodes 360 amino acids. Gene Ontology annotation, biological process: cell communication. Gene Ontology annotation, cellular component: connexin complex. The transcript has a single exon.
AUGGGGGACUGGAACCUGCUGGGAAAGCUUCUAGAAAAAGCCCAGGAGCACUCCACUGUGGUGGGGAAGGUGUGGCUCACCGUCCUGUUCAUCUUCCGCAUCCUGGUCCUGAGUGCGGCGACCGAGAAGGUGUGGAGCGACGAGCUGUCGGGCUUCACCUGCGACACCAAGCAGCCCGGUUGUGAGAACGUGUGCUACGACAUCACUUUCCCCAUCUCCCACGUCCGCUUUUGGGUGCUGCAGAUCAUCUUUGUGUCCACGCCUACGUUGAUCUACCUGGGACACAUCGUCCACCUGGUGCGCAUGGAGGACAAGCAUAAAGAGAAGGACAGGCUGAGGGAACUGGCACAUCAUUCAGACAAGCAGGGCCUUAUUGUGAGUGGUAAGCACAAGAAGGUUCUGGUGAGAGACGAGAAGGGUCGAGUGCGCCUGCAGGGGGAGCUCUUGCGCACAUAUGUAUUCAAUGUGGUCUUUAAAACCCUGUUCGAGGUGGGUUUCAUCGUGGCUCAGUAUCUCUUGUAUGGCUUUGAGCUGAAGCCCAUGUACACAUGUGACAGGUCGCCCUGCCCCAAUGUGGUAAACUGCUACAUCUCACGUCCCACAGAGAAAACCAUCUUCAUCGUCUUCAUGCUGGGAGUGGCUAGCGUGUCUCUGCUCCUCAACCUUGUUGAGAUCUACCACCUGGGCUUCACCAAGUGUCGCCAGGGCAUCACCUUCAGGAGACGUCAUCGGCGCCCUGCGAGUCUCCCCAUUGAGCCCAAAGAGGCCGCGGUGCCGUAUGCGCCGAGUUACGACGACUACUUCCACCAAGUUCAGCCGGCCUACCCGCCUGUACCCAGCUACGACCUCUCCCCUCUGUCUGAGGGCACAGACUCGUCCUUCCACCCCUACCACAGCAAGGCGGCCUACAAACAGAAUAAGGACAACCUGGCGGUGGAAAGGAGCAGCAGCAUGCCAGAGGAAUGUGACCUAAAAGGAAAGAAGGGAGCGGGGUCAGCCCCUGGGUCACCUACGCAGGCCAGGCCAGGCCGCACUGCCAAACACAGCAACAACAAGACUAGAAUAGACGAUCUGCAGAUAUAA